Molecule: messenger RNA, 3343 nt
Organism: Capsella rubella
Lineage: Eukaryota; Viridiplantae; Streptophyta; Magnoliopsida; Brassicales; Brassicaceae
Exons: 1
Coding region: 286-2958 (890 amino acids)
Source: RefSeq, a predicted model, not a curated record
UUUACAAAAAAAUUCAUCUUCUUCUUCUUCGAUUCAACACAAUUUUUGCUGGGAUCUGUUUUUUUUGUUUGUUGAAAGUUCCGCAAAACUCGUUUUAGUAUUUGUGGGUUUUGUGAAAGUUUCCGUUUUUAGAGGCUUCUCUUUGAUCUGUUUCAAGAUCUUCACUUUUGGUUAGGGCUUUUGUUCUUAUGGGCUAGAGGAAAGGAGCAAAAAAAAAGAGAUCUUUUUUUUGGUUACCAAUCUCUGAAACAGAAGAAAGAGAGAAGCUUUGAGAAAUUGAGAUUAAUGCAUUUUCCUCUGUGGAAGCAAAUUCAUCACUGUGCUGCUCUGAUCUUAGAUAAGAGUAAGAGCAGGAGAAGAGGAGAUGGGUCUGAUUCACCAAUCGAUGUUAAAAGAAAAGCUUCAAUGCUUAGGAAAUUGUAUGAAGAUAAGCUUAGAGAUGCUCUUGAAGAAGCAUCUGAGAAUGGUUCACUCUUUAAAUCUCAACAAGUUGAGAAUGAGAAUCAAGAUGAGAGCUUGGGUCGUUCUAGAUCCUUGGCUAGGUUACACGCUCAACGUGAAUUCUUACGAGCCACUGCUUUAGCCGCUGAACGCACUUUUGAGUCUGAUGAUGCUAUACCUCAGCUUCUUGAAGCUUUUAACAAGUUUCUUACAAUGUAUCCAAAGUAUGAGACUUCUGAGAAAGUUGAUCAGUUGAGAUCUGAUGAGUAUGCUCACUUGUUGGAUUCUAAGGUAUGUCUUGAUUACUGUGGAUUUGGGCUUUUUUCCUAUGUUCAGACUUUGCAUUAUUGGGAUUCUUGUACGUUUAGUUUAUCUGAGAUUACUGCGAAUUUGAGUAACCAUGCGCUUUAUGGUGGAGCUGAGAGUGGAACUGUGGAACAUGAUCUCAAGACUAGGAUAAUGGAUUAUUUGAACAUCCCUGAGAGUGAGUAUGGUCUUGUUUUCACUGUAAGUAGAGGCUCUGCGUUUAGGUUGCUUGCGGAAUCUUACCCUUUUCAUACGAAUAAGCGGCUUUUGACAAUGUUCGAUCAUGAGAGUCAGUCUGUGAAUUGGAUGGCUCAGACCGCAAGAGAGAAAGGCGCGAAAGCUUAUAAUGCUUGGUUUAAAUGGCCAACCUUGAAGCUGUGUUCCACGGAUUUGAAGAAGCGUUUGUCUCAUAAGAAGAGGAAGAAAAAGGAUUCUGCGGUUGGGUUGUUUGUGUUUCCUGCUCAGUCUCGUGUUACGGGAUCUAAGUACUCUUACCAAUGGAUGGCUCUUGCUCAGCAGAACAACUGGCAUGUGUUGCUUGAUGCUGGUUCUUUAGGUCCCAAAGAUAUGGAUUCACUCGGGUUAUCAUUGUUUCGACCAGAGUUUAUCAUCACUUCGUUCUAUAAAGUAUUUGGGCAUGAUCCUACAGGUUUUGGUUGCCUGUUGAUUAAGAAGUCAGUGAUGGGCAAUCUUCAGAGUCAGUCCGGUAAAACAGGAUCAGGAAUAGUGAAGAUCACACCUCAAUAUCCGUUAUAUCUCAGUGAUUCGAUAGAUGGUCUGGACGGAUUGGUUGGUCUUGAAGAUCAAGACGUUGGUACAAAUGGCGAUAAACCAGCAACAACAGAAGCUGCUCGUAGAGGCGCUCAGAUGCCGGUAUUCUCUGGUGCAUACACGUCAGCGCAAGUGCGGGAUGUGUUUGAAACAGAGCUCUUAGACGAUAAUACAUCAGAUAGAGAUGGGACUAGUAGUACCAUAUUUGAAGAAAAUGAAAGUGUUUCGGUUGGAGAAUUGAUGAAAAGCCCAGCUUUCAGUGAAGAUGAGUCAUCUGACAAUUCCUUUUGGAUUGAUUUGGGUCAAAGUCCGCUUGGGUCUGACCGUGGUGGUCACCUGAACCACCAUAAAAUCGCCUCUCCGUUGCCACCAUUUUGGUUUACCAGCAAACGCCAAUCACCAAAACCGGUAGCAAAGAACUACAGCAGUCCUAUGUAUGAUGGUAAAGAUGUCCUCUCGUUUGAUGCUGCAGUUAUGUCAGUUACUCAGGAGACGAACUCAACACCAUCACGGAAUCUGAGGAACUCUAAUAAUUUCCAAAUUCAAGAGAUACAGGAAGAAAAUCGUGCAGGAUCUGGUUUUGGAUCAAAUGGCUCAAGCUCCAAGAUUUCUUCAGAUAUGAAAGAUAACGCAAUUAGACGAGAAACAGAAGGUGAGUUUAGGUUAUUGGGAAGAAGGGGUACUGGUGGGAGGCUUUUGGGUGUGGAAGAUGAACAACCAAGCAGAGGAACACGGGUUUCGUUCAACAUGGACCGUAUCAGCCAUAGUCUGGACCAAGGUGAAGCUUCUCUGGCCAGUGUAUAUGACGAAAGUGAUGGUGAAAAUCAAAAUGAGGAUGAUUGGGACAGAAGGGAGCCCGAGAUUGUUUGCAGCCAUAUAGAUCAUGUGAAUAUGUUAGGUCUUAAUAAAACCACAACUAGGCUCAGAUUUCUGAUUAACUGGCUUGUGAUCUCUUUGCUACAGCUGAAAGUGCCUGAACCAGGCAGUGACGGUAGCAGCAGAUACAUGAAUCUUGUGCAGAUAUAUGGCCCAAAGAUAAAGUACGAAAGAGGAGCAGCGGUUGCUUUCAACGUGAAAGACAAAAGCAAAGGGUUUGUAAGUCCAGAAGUUGUUCUGAAACUGGCUGAGAGAGAAGGUGUAUCUCUUGGUAUUGGUAUCUUGAGUCACAUACGCAUAAUGGAUCUUCCGCGAAACCACCGUGGGGGCGCUAGGAUCAAGGAAGAUAGCUCUUUGCAUCUGCAGAGAGAAGCUGGUAAGCGCGGUGGAAAAAAUGGGUUUGUGCGAUUUGAGGUUGUCACAGCUUCACUCAGCUUCUUGUCAAACUUUGAGGAUGUUUAUAAGCUAUGGGCUUUUGUGGCCAAGUUCCUAAACCCCGGUUUCAGCAGAGAAGGAUCGCUCCCGACUGUAAUUGAAGAAGAAGCAGAAGAUUCAGAAACAUGAUUGGUUUUCUGAAAGCUUUUUGAACAUCAAGAUUUCGCCUUUUUUUGAUAACGCCUGAGCCACUAACAUCCUAGAGAGCUCGGCCGCCGCGCUUCUGGAAAUGGAAGGAGGGUAAAAAGUAAAACUGUGAAUUAAGAUCUGCGAUAUAGUUUUUCGUUUUGCUCUGUUUCAGUUUUUAGGAAAAUGAGAUAGGAGGAACAAUUUUUGUAAACUGGAAAGCAAAACAUGUUUGGCCAGCGAUUCCACUUUAGAGAAGGGAACAGAGUUAAGCAUUUGCUCUCACACUAAACCUCGUUAAGUCAUAACUAUUUGUAAAUUGAAUUCCUUGAACACUUGCCUUUUCUAGGAAAGGUUAUUUUAACCGGACUUUAACCUGUUGUGCUUA